Molecule: messenger RNA, 1199 nt
Organism: Pteronotus mesoamericanus
Lineage: Eukaryota; Metazoa; Chordata; Mammalia; Chiroptera; Mormoopidae
Gene: ZDHHC12
Product: zinc finger DHHC-type palmitoyltransferase 12
Exons: 5
Coding region: 27-854 (275 amino acids)
Biological process (GO): protein targeting to membrane; peptidyl-L-cysteine S-palmitoylation
Cellular component (GO): Golgi apparatus; endoplasmic reticulum
Molecular function (GO): protein-cysteine S-palmitoyltransferase activity
Source: RefSeq, a predicted model, not a curated record
UCCGGGUGGGGCCCCGGGCCGAGGCUAUGGCGCCCUGGGCGCUCCUCAGCCCUGGGGUCCUGGUACGGACCGGGCACACUGUACUGACCUGGGGGAUCACGCUGGUGCUCUUCCUGCACAAUACCGCACUGCGGCAGUGGGAAGAACAGGGGGAGCUGCUCCUGCCCCUCACCUUCCUGCUCCUCGUGCUGGGCUCCCUGCUGCUCUACCUGGCUGUGUCACUCAUGGACCCAGGCUAUGUGAACAUCCAGCCGCAGCCCCAGGAAGAGGCCAAGGAGGAGCAGACAGCCAUGGUUCCUCAGGCCAUCCCCCUUCGGCGCUGCAGAUACUGCAUGGUGCUGCAGCCCCUGCGGGCCCGACACUGCAGGGAGUGCCGUCGCUGUGUCCGCCGCUAUGACCACCACUGCCCCUGGAUGGAGAACUGUGUGGGGGAGCGCAACCACCCGCUCUUCGUGGCCUACCUGGCGCUGCAACUGGUGGUGCUGCUAUGGGGCACGUACCUGGCAUGCGGCCUGCCCGCCUGGGCCCCCCAGGCCCUGGGCCCCCAUCACUAUGCUGCCCUGCAGGUCUGGCCUCCGGUUCUUCCAGCCCUGGGGACUCUGGCUGCGGUCCAACGGGCUCCUGUUCGCCACGUUCCUGCUGCUCUCCCUCUUCUCCAUGGUGGCCGGCCUGCUCCUGGCCUCACACCUCUACCUGGUGGCCAGCAACACUACCACCUGGGAGUUCGUCUCCUCGCACCGCAUUGCCUACCUCCGCCAGCGCCCCGGCAACCCCUUCGACCACGGCCUGACCCGCAACCUGGCCCACUUCUUCUGUGGAUGGCCCUCAGGGUCCUGGGAGACCCUCUGGGCUGAGGAGGAGGAGGAGGAGGAAGGCGAGGGCAGCAGCCAGGCUGUUUAGGGCCGCAGGAGGCAGAGCCACCAUCUUGUGCCUGAAAACCAAAGCGCCCACCCGAGGGCCUGGGGCUCCUCACUUCCGCCCACGCCUCCCAGCCUCAGAGCAGAGUGAACAACAAAACCCCUGCCCAUGGGCAUCUCUGCCUCCAAAGGAAGAAGGGAAGGAAGAGGGCCUGUGUGGGUCCAGGGCGUCAAGAUCCAGGCUUCUGAGACCUCCACCCCGCCCCUAAGCCAGAAUGUCUCCAGUGCACAGUUUUAUAAAUUUAAUAAUCCAUAAAGCAAGUCAAGUAUUAAAAAACAAAA